CCGUUCCGGCCGGAGGGCUCCCGGCGCCCCAGGACACGCCCCGUGCCCCCAGCUCCCGGGCCUUUGUCUGUCUCUGCCGGCGGCCGCGGGGCUGCGUUCCCGGCUCCGGAUUGGCUGCCACAGGCCCGGUAGACCGUGACGUAUGCUAUUUGCAUAUGACAUUGAGACGUCACCAAGGCCGGCCCCGCCCCCCGGACUGGGUCGGCUGUCCUCCUGUGACCCGGUGGGAGCCGGGUCGGGCCUGGGCCCAAGGGUGAGGAAAGCUGGAAGACGGCAGGCCCAGAAGAGGCUCAGCGGUUUCCUGGGCUAAUCCGGGAGCUGGGGUCAGGCCUCCUGAUCGCUUUUCUCUUUGAGACGGUUGGGGGCCGGAUGGCGCUGCUGGGUCUAGGCUGAGGGGUUGUCAGAAGUUCAGGGGCGACUUUGGGUUCCAGGUCGGUGGGGGCGAGCGCCAGACGGUGGCGGAAUCCCCUCCCUCCAGCUCCAGGCCCCGCCCCCAGGGACCAACAUAACAACAUCCUCCUGAUCCCUGACAUGUGUGGAGGGCUUUAGUUGAUGUCACCCCCCUAACCUCAGAAUACAGGUCUUAAACGCCAUUUCAAGGAUGGGGAAACUGAGGCCCAGAGAGAGGAAGUGUCUUACUCGCGGUCACUCAAUUAGUCAUACCCACUGAGUGGGCGACAGAUGCAUUCUAGACACAUUGUCGUCGGAAUCAACUCAUAAUGACCCUGUAGGACAGAGUAGAACUACCCCAAAGGGCUUCCAAGGUGCUCCAUGGGAGAAAGAUGUGGCAGUCUGCUUUCAUAAAGAUUACAGCCUUAGAAACCCUGUGGGGCAGUUCUGCUCUGUCCUAUAGGGUCGUUAUGAGUCGGAGUAGACUUCAUGGCAAUGGGUUUUUUUUUUUUUUAGUUGUUAAGAAAGCAAACAGCCACAUCUUUCACCAGUGGACUGGCUGGUGGGUUCUGUCUGCCAAUCAUUCGGUUAGCAGCCCAGUGCUUAACCACUGGACCACCAGGGCACCUUUGACAGAUGCAUUAACCAUGGGCAUAUAUGCAUAGUAGAUGCUCAAUACAAGUAACAAGCUACACAUCCCCCUUCCAGUGGGGACCCUGCUCUGGGCUUAGCACCAUCCCGAUUUGAAAGGGCUCCUAAGCCUUCUCAUCUUGGACCUUUUUCUAGGGGUCUCUGGAAAUUCAUUCUCUUUUAUGCCCUGACCCUGACUCUCCCCUGUCCUUAUUCUGUACCUUGUAGUCCCAGAGCCCAAUAAAAUCACCUCCUCCCAGCUGUUUUGACUACAGAAAGGUGAGUCAUUGGCUGCCUCAGCAUGUCUCCAGAGCUAAUGUUGGGGUGUGUAUGGGAUGAGGGUUCCCUCUACUUGGCCCUUCAUCACCUCCUUAACCCUCAAGGUUGUCAGCAAGGAGGGCUGUGACCUGGCCUAGUCCAGGUGAUUGCAAGGGUUGUGCUAGCCCUCUCUGCUUCCAUAGAGAGGAAGAGGAGAGCUUCUGACUCUCUAAGUGGAUAUAUUGAGAGGCUGGACCAGGAUCCCCGUUCCAGCCUAGGUUUUACACAAGGAUGGGCUGGGGUUGGGGUGGCUUCAGGCUCAAGUGUUAUUCUGGGCACAGCUGCUGUAGUUAUUAAAGGGGAUGGUUCUCCCUGGAGCAGAGCUGGGAAUGUGAGAACCAGGAAGCUGUCAGGGCCGGGAGAGAAAAUCCAGGAGGUUCUCCCAGUGGUCAGGAGAGGGGGGCAGGCACUGGCUGGCUGGUGCUGCUGUCACUCCUGGCUCUGUCACUGACUUGCUGUGACCUCCAGCCGGGAGCUUCCUACCUGAGCCUCCUUUACCUCUGUCUAUCUGUAAUUUCAAGAGGCCCAGCAUGGGCCCUGGUGCACAGUGGAUACUCUAGUAAAUGCAUACUGAAUCUUGGUGCCAGGAACCCCAUGUCAUUUUACAGCUGGGCAGAGAGGCAGUGACUCGGUCAUGGUCCCUGUUGUAUUCCCCUUCACACAUACCAUUAUCUUCUUGGGCACUGUUUGCUGUGGCUUUCCUACUAUGUACACUCUGGACGGGUGGCCUGCGGCCAGGCUUGCCCCUCCACCAUUUAGCUCUAUGUCUUUGGAUAGACUUAUGUCCUCUCUCUGAUUCUCAGGUUAAAAAAUGGGCUGGUUGAAUAUGAUAAACAACUCUUAACUUCCCUUUCAUCAAUGAAGUAGUAGGUUCCUGGAAGGAGGGUGUGCCUCCUCAAAGCUCCAAUCUUCCCUUCCUUCAGGAGGAGCCAAACUUCCUGAAUUUUUGGUAACUGAGUCAUUAACUCCCUGUGGCUACAGAUGGGCUGGGAUACAUGGACUGUGCUUGACAGGCACUAUUUGGGGCUUCCCCACUCUUCAUAACCCCUGUAGAUCUCCCAUCCAUCUCACCAGGAAAACCAGCAUCCAGGGAGCACAUUCCUCAGGAGCCCACUGCGGGUCUGCAAGAGCAGAAAUACUUUCAGGAUAUGGAGGUUAGGGGAUUUUGUGGCACCUUGUGGGGAAGGUGGCAACAAGUGUAGAAACACCCCAGGGGGGUUAGCAGUAAGAGUAGAAAUACCCCCUGCAAAUGAAAGUGUGGCAAUGCCUCAGGGAGUUCUUUAGCAAGUGUGGAAACAACCCUAGAGAACGGUGACAAGUGGCUCAGCAGCAGAACUGUUGAGGGCCCUUAGGGAAUAGACAUGAAGGAUGAGGCUCUAGGGAUAUCCCAGGGCCUGGCCAGCAGCCCCUGGCCUAGGUCUGGUCCUGAGGUAGCCUGGGGUGGGAGGGGGCAGACCUACAGCUACCUGUUUGGCCGUCUCCAUUCCUGGAGUAGGGAGCCUCCUCCCUCAUUUUACCCAGGGAAGGACUGGGUAAGGUCUUGUAUCCCGGUGCAGCCCUCAGUGCCCGUCCUUAAGGGCCCCUGGGGUCUCACAACUCCCUCUCUCCAUCAUCACCUCUCACGAACCUGCUACGGUCUGGGGCCAGGCAACCCGACUUUUUCCUCCUAGCCGGAGAUGCUGCCCUUGAGCAGGGGCCUGGGGAGGGGGUGAGGGGGAGAAGGACCUGUGGGAAUAGGAUCUCCAGACCUCAUCUGACAGACGUGACUACAGCAACGAACUAGGGCCUACCUAAUCACAUGUUGAGGUGACAGUGAUUCUGUGGGUUUCUACCAGCCAGUGCUUUUCAAACCACACAAGCUCGAGCAGUCUCUGGGGUCAGGGAUUGCUGUUUAGGAUAUUGUGAUGAAAACCGAAGUCCUUCUUCCCAGGAAAACACACAUGUGCACGUGUGUACACAUACACACAUUUCAGGCCUGAUAGUGGACCAUGACCAGUGGUCACCAGGUUAAAAAUGUCUAAUCCAGGCAUAGACCCAGCAAAAGCAAUGGAAUAUAGUGAUUAUGGGUGCUGUCUCUGGAAUGACUGCAUGGGUUCAAAUCAUACCUCUGUUUUCAUACUAGCUGCAGGAUUUUGAGCAAGUUUCUUUAUAUUGUUGAACCUCAGUUUCUUUACAUGUAAAAAGGGGGAUAAUUAUAUCUACUUCCUAGAGUUGCUGUGAAGAUUGAAAGCCCAUUGCCUUUGAGUCAAUUCUGACUCAUAGUGACCCUAUAGGACAGAGUAGAACUGUCCCACAGGGUUUCCAAGGCUGUAAUCUUUAUGGAAGCAGACUGCCGCAUCUUUCUCUUGUGGAGCAGCUGGUGUGUUCAAAUCACUGGUCUUUUAGUUAGCAGCUGAGUGCUUAACCACUGCACCGCCAGGCCUCCUUGCUGUGAGGAUUUUAAUGAAGUAAUAUAAGUUGCGUAGUAUACUUUUGCCUGGCACAUGAAUGUUAGCAAUAUUUUAAUAAUCACUCACACACACACAAAAACAACCCCAUUGCAGUCGAGUCAUAGGGACCCUAUAGGACAGAGCAGAAGUGCCCCAUAGGGUUUCCAAGGAACAGCUAGUGGAUUCAACUGCUGACCUUUUGGUUAGCAGCCAAAUGCUUAACCACUAAGCCACCAGGGCUCCUUCACAAGUGCUUAAAAAAAAAAAAAAAAAAAUUUUUUUUUUUUUUUUUUUUUUUUUUUACCAGGGCUCCUUCACAAGUGCUUAGCUUAUUUAAUUCUUGUAAGGGCCCAGAGGAAGGCACUAUUAUUAUUAUCGUCAUUUGACAUAUGAGAAAACACCAUCAUUUAGCCUCCCCACGCAUGCCUGUGGUACUCUCAGUGCUACUCUGGGGGAUGGGUAUCACCUGCCCUGUGUCCCAGGCCCGGAAUAGCGGUGGACCUGUCAGUGGUGAUUCUGACUCCUCUCUUUGCCUCGCCUCCCAGGUUUCUGCACUGCCAUAGGGCGUCCCGACCGCCGAGGUCGCUUAACUCCCCAGCCCCCCACCAUGUUUCAGCGCCUCACCAGCCUCUUCUUCAGCACCCCCCCGCCCCCCGAGGACCCCGACUGCCCCCACGCCUUCGUCUCCGAGGAAGAUGAAGUGGAUGGUUGGCUCAUCAUUGACCUGCCGGAGGGGCCCGGACUCGGGCCUGCCCGCCUCCAGAGCAACCCCCUGGAGGACCUCCUCAUCGAGCACCCCAGCAUGUCCGUUUACGUCACUGGCAGCACCAUAGUGCUGGAGCCUGGGCCCCCUUCCCCGCACCCUGACGUUGCCCAGCCUGACGGUCACCUCAGUGACGGGGAGUUGGUGCCUGCCCGCCGCGAGCCCCGGGCCCUCCACCACGCUGCAGCCCCGCUGCCCGCUCGGGCUGCACUGCUGGAGAAGGCGGGCCAGGUGCGGCGGCUGCAGCGGGCCCGACAGCGGGCCGAGCGCCAUGCGCUGAGUGCCAAGGUGGUGCAACGACAGAACCGUGCCCGAGAGAGCCGUCCACGCCGGCCCAAGCACCAGGGCAGCUUCAUCUACCAGCCGUGCCAGCGCCAGUUCAACUACUGAACGUCCGCCGGCCCUGCCACGAACCCCUCCCCGACUCCUGACCCGUCGGGUGUCUCUGCUGCAGUGUGCUGCCCAAGGGGUGGCUGUGGCCUACCGCGGCUGGACACACUUUCCCCCCUUCUUGAGUGUGUGAGGUGGGGUGACAGCCUCUCCCACCCCGACUCUCUUGAUUUCUCUGUCUCUGAUCCUCUAACCCACCUCUGAACCCUCUCUUGUCCCUCUCAUUCUCCAUUCUUCUGGUCCCCAUGCCCAGCAUCUAAUCCUCCAUUCCCCUCCCCACCCUUGCCACCGGAUCCUUCCAUCUCUGAUCCUCACCUGUCUUUGUCCUAACAUGCCCUUUUACUCUUGCCCUCUAGUCCUGUUCCUCUGUUCCAUCCCAAUUUCUGAGAGCCUCUUCUUCCGGUCCCUGAUCUGGCCCAUUCCCUGCCUUCAACUCCAACUUUACACCCCUCACCCCACCCCACCUUUGACACUACACCACUCUUAUUCCUAUUAUUAAUUCCCUGCCAUUGCAACCCCUCCUAAAUGGUGGGGGGUGCAGUGGGACCUUGAGCCCAGCUCUGACCAGGUACAACUUGCAGAGCCUGGGCUGCUGCCCUGGUCCUGCAAUAAGGGCUCAGGCUCAGGGUUCUCCCUUUAUUAUUUCCUCCACAUCUCUCUCCCCUGGGGACUGGGCUCCUUGUUGCUGCUUAGGCCUGGAAAGGUAAAGUAUGUCGAAGAGGACUGUGAGAUGUGAGUCAGAGAGAAAAGGUGGAGGGAAUCAAGGGAAGGAGGUGGCCUGUUGGAGAUACAGACAGAAGGACAGACAGGUUGAGAAGCUGUAGGGAGCAGGGUACCAUGGGAGCUGGCACUAUGCUUGCUCAGAGAUGCCAAGCCCUCCUCUCAAGUUAGAGCCUGGAAUCUCCCUUUCCUAUAAUCUCACCUCCCAAGUCUCUUCCUGAAAUCCAGGCAGUUCCUUCCUCUGCAGGGUCCUGUGUCUGUAGGGCUUGCUUAGUACCUUGACACCUUAUUCCCUAACAUGUCACCCCAGGAGUAGAGACGGGGCUUGGCCCUGCCAUCUGUUCGCAUCCCCAAGGUGCUAGAACUAGCUUAGAGGAGAUGCAGGCCAGAGGGCUUCUAGGUAGGCGAAGGGUACAAACCCCAGGGUAAGGAUGCACAGCAAUGAUACAGUCAGGGAGAACAGGCUCUGGAGUGAAGCUAUCCUAAGACUGAAGCUCAGCCCUCACCUUGCCUCUGGCCUUGGAUUUCAGACCCUGCCCAGUAGGCCUAACAAACACUUCUGAUAGGAGGCCUGGAGCUCUACUGUCCCAAUCCUCAAAUAGUCCCCUAACCAGGUUCAGGGCCUCCAGGGGGCCUUUCCUCAUUUUCUCCCCAGGUCUCUCUUCUUUUCCAGUCUGCUGGGGAGAAACUGGUGCCCUAUGGUCUCCCUCCGCUUCUCCUCCAGGAAGUAUCUGGAGGAAACCCGAAUCCCUGGCUGAGACAGAGGGGACGGGGCAGCCAGCUUUCACCUUCUCAUGGUAGGACUAAAUUUUGGGCUCAGACACCAGCAACAGCCUCUUGGGAUGCCCCCGAGUUGCUUCCCUUUUUGUCUUUUUAGCUGUCUUUUUCUAGUGUGUUCUCUCUCUCUUCCUUGAAACUUUUACUAGUUCCUGUUACAUACUAACAUAGGUCUUCCCUCUCACCCUAAUUCCAGGUAUCCAGGCCCCAAAGCCAAGCUAAGUCUUGGAGAAAAUUCUGCAUUCCCAUGAGGGCAAAGGCAGCUGUCCUCCCUGAUCCUGUACCCCCAGGCCUCAUACAGGGGUAUAGGGGAGGGAGGGAGUAGCCUCAUGGAUGCUGGGAUGGGGACAGAGAAGCACUAUUGGGGUCUCCUAUCCCAGAGAGUAAGCCAAAUUUAUCCUAAAAGCGGAUCAAGGUCCUCACCUCUAGUCCACCAAGUCCCAGUGCUUGACGUCCCUGCUAACUUGGCUCCCAAGAUUCAGUUGCUUUUAUUCUUCCAGCCACCCCUUGGUCACCUCACAGUUUAGGGUCUUCAUUCAGCAUUUUCAAGAGCUAAAACUCCCUCCAACACUUUCUGCCUACUCCUUCACUGCCAGAUGAGGCCUAGGCUCAGUCCUGGAUAGUGUCCUUGAUCCUUCUGGUUGGGGGAGUUUGAGUUAUAGGGCAUUUGGUUCAAACUUCAAAAGGCCCUACCCUCACCCAUAUUUCUGGAGGCCCCUGUAGUUCUAGAACCCUUCAUCACCUGGCUGGUUGCAAGGCUCAUAUUUUUUGUAUUGUCUUAUAGAUUUUUGUAGCAUUUGAGUGUGGCAAUAUUUUGUGUAUAGAUUUCUAAGAACAAACACUACUCAGUCUCCUGCUGGUCUGACUCCUGAAGCAUCAGACCUCGUCAUACUGUAUUGACUGUGUAUGUGCCUUUCACUUUGAGCAUGCUUCAGGAUUUUUUUAAACCACAGAACUUGAAUACAUGAGGGAACCAGAAUUUACAAAGUCCUAUGCAACCUUAGACAGGAGGGGUUAGAGAGUCUGUUUUGACUGCUGUUUUCAGAGACCCUGGAGAAGUUUCAGUUUGUGAGUAUUAAAUAAUGUCAGUACUACCAGCACUUUGCCAAAACUGAGUAUGCCAGAGGGACCCCAUUUCUAAAGUGUGAGUCCCAAUUACAUCAAAGGGCAAUUUCCAUUUAUUCCCCCAAUAAGUCUGAGUGCUCCCCUCAAUCUGGUUGUCACUUCCCAGCUUUCCCCAGUCUGGCCCUCACAGGGCACCACGUGUGUACGAAUGCAGUUCGGUGCUGUUUUAGAGUAUGCCUGCCCCCAGCCUCCUGCCUGGAGCCCUUUCAGCUUGCUCUGAUCCAUGUCUUAGGUGCCACAAGGACCCUACCAGAGCUCUUGGAUGCCUCCCAGAUCCAUGUGGCUUUACAUGAGGGGAAUGAAUGCAGACAUAUCACAGCCCACUUCUAACCCCUUCCCUCUUGCCCUGCCACUUAGUUCCAAAUGGAACCAAGUUGAGUGCAUCCUGGUUGGGUGUUUUGUGUUGAGGCUGGAUGAAAUGAGGAGACUUUGUUGAUUAUGUGUGAUGUGUCAACAGACUCAAGGACACAACCACCUCGGACCUGGUCAUGUGGCAUGCCUGUGUAUGUGUGUAACAGGAUUCUGAUUGUUAGAUUGUAAUGUUAUUCCUCUAUGGGAGAAAAAAAUUAAUAUAAAGAAAAACAAAUAAAAAAUCUAUUUAAAGCACAUUAUUCCUUCUGCCUGAGUUGAACUAAAGUACGGGAAGCACUUUGUAAUCUCAAGCACAGUACUGGCAUAGGGUAUUAUUAUUAAGCUGGCUUUGAUUCUGGUCGUGUUUGUCAUACGAGAAAGGAAGAGGGUAGAUGAGCUUGCUGGGAGCAGAGCCAGACAAUGUGGGGUCUGACUCAUAAAUAACUACUUUUAGAGGAUCAUUAUAAUGCAAAACAUAGAUAUUAAGGCAGUUGAAAUAGACACAAGAAUAAGAGCAUGACAGAAUCACCAACUCAUUCUUUUGGUCUCAGACAUUGGGUUAUGGCAAGGACAAAGAGGCACCGAAGGGGAAAGUAUGAGUUUAAGUCUAGCCCUAGGAGACACAGCAGAAGACUGAAGCCCAGGCUGAGACAAAGACAAGGCCGCAAGCAACAGAGUCCCCUGAAGGCUGGGGUAGGAUGGGGCCAGAAGCAGUUGGCUUUGGAGAUGGUACAAAUUGUGAGAUAAGAAUUGGACCAGGAAAGGGAAAAACGUGGGCAUGCUGAUGAGAAAUCAUCCUGAGGUGAGAAACAGGGCAAAGAAGUGCAGUGUAGUAGACAUCUUUGAAGUAUACAGCAUAAUGUGAUCCCUUUUAUUUGGAAGCUGUCCCAUCUAACCACAGAACUGGACUGAAAGUAGAAAUGUGACCUACCCCAUGGCUCAAUUCUAGAUACUGGUACAAAGAAGCCUGCUGGUCAGUCUGGGCUUAUCUCUUGAAUAGAGGAAAUGUAAAUAAACAUCUUGUGCAUUGACAGCAAAUGUAUAAGGUGGAGAAAAAGUGUUAUCUAGGUUGCUGACAGCUUUCCUGCCCUUGAAUGAGUUGAGUGAGCAAGUAUGUGCAUUUUCCUCAACCUGCCGGGAGGGCUUCUCUGGUGGAAUGGGGGCAGGUUGGGAUUCUGAUUCACAAGGAAAACUACACCUAUUCAUUUAUGGUUCAAAGAGCUUGCUCAUCUAAUAACCCUCUACCAAUAACAUACCUUUAUGUUCUAGGACAAUGACAUUUAUUUAACACGUUCAGUAUUUCACAUUGUACAAAUCCUUAGAUUCUCUUUAU
This is a messenger RNA of Loxodonta africana (African savanna elephant), 9226 nucleotides long. It is a transcript of the gene TP53INP2, whose product is annotated as tumor protein p53 inducible nuclear protein 2. Gene Ontology annotation, biological process: autophagosome assembly; positive regulation of DNA-templated transcription. NCBI's taxonomy places the organism in Eukaryota, Metazoa, Chordata, Mammalia, Proboscidea, Elephantidae. The transcript has 3 exons. The record is from RefSeq and is a predicted model, not a curated record. The coding region runs from base 4375 to 4920 and encodes 181 amino acids. Gene Ontology annotation, cellular component: autophagosome; nucleus.